Molecule: messenger RNA, 1846 nt
Organism: Merops nubicus (carmine bee-eater)
Lineage: Eukaryota; Metazoa; Chordata; Aves; Coraciiformes; Meropidae
Gene: PTPN5
Product: protein tyrosine phosphatase, non-receptor type 5 (striatum-enriched)
Exons: 12
Coding region: 1-1578 (525 amino acids)
Biological process (GO): protein dephosphorylation
Molecular function (GO): protein tyrosine phosphatase activity
Source: RefSeq, a predicted model, not a curated record
AUGGAGUCAAUGGAUGAAGCUGAAGGACAGCAAGGACAGCUGAACAGGAAGGAGCAGUCCCUGAAAGCCUCCCAGAAAACGGCACCGCUUGGUUGGGCUGCCCGGUGGAAUGGAUUGAUGCCUGGAGACAGCAUGUGCCUGUUUGUCCUUUCACAGAUACUGCUUCUCGGCGUGAUGCUGUGGUACAGCACCUACGGGACCAUCCCAGCAGCUCAGGGUGCCUUUGACCUGCUCUCUUACUUGCUUACCCCAUUUAAGCAGUUUUUGUCAGUUCAAGGGGAGGGCCUGACGAGGCUGGGGAGCGUUGUGGUGUCAUACCUCCUGCUGUCUUUAGCUUCUCUAGGACUGUUAUUUGUGGGAUCUCUGUUUUGGCAUCUGCUCAGAGCCCGUGCAGAACCCCCCUUUCCGCUGCAAGAGGACCGACGGCAGUCCGUGAGCCGGCAGCCUUCCUUCACCUACUCAGAGUGGACAGAGGAUAAAAAUGAGGAGGACUUCCUAGAUUUGGAUCCUGUACCAGAGACUCCAGUCUUUGACUGCGUAAUGGACAUUAAAGCCGAGACAGACCCAGCUACUCUAACAGUUAAAUCCGUGGGCUUGCAAGAAAGGAGAGGUUCAAAUGUUUCACUCACACUGGAUAUGUGUACCCCAGGCUGUUCUGAGCAAGGUUUUGGCUACAUCAUGUCACCACGGGAACAGUCAGCCCAAGAAUACCUCCAGACAGCAUCAAAUGUCCUUACUGAAGAGGAACUGCACAAGAAAGCACUGGAUCCUUUCAUACUCCAGGCCGAGUUCUUUGAGAUUCCAAUGAACUUUGUUGAUCCAAAGGAAUAUGAUAUUCCAGGCUUAGUACGUAAGAAUCGCUACAAAACAAUUCUCCCAAAUCCUCACAGCAGAGUGUGCCUUACCUCAGCUGAUCAGGACGACCCCCUCAGCUCUUACAUCAACGCCAACUACAUCAGGGGCUAUGGAGGAGAGGAAAAGGUUUAUAUUGCUACUCAGGGACCGAUAGUUAAUACUGUCAGUGAUUUCUGGAGAAUGGUGUGGCAGGAGCGUUCCCCCAUCAUUGUCAUGAUCACCAAUAUAGAAGAGAUGAAUGAGAAAUGCACAGAAUACUGGCCAGAGGAGCAGGUCACCUACGAAGGCAUAGAAAUCACAGUGAAGAGAGUCAUUCAAGCAGACGAUUACCGUUUAAGGCUCAUCACCCUAAAGAAAGGAGAAGAAGUCAGAAACCUGAAACAUUACUGGUACACGUCUUGGCCAGACCAGAAGACACCAGAUCAAGCCCCACCUCUGUUACAGCUGGUGCUGGAAGUGGAAGAAGCCAUGCAGAGUGCAGAAGAGAAGAAUGCCCCAGUGAUUGUUCACUGCAGUGCAGGCAUCGGGAGGACUGGCUGCUUCAUCGCCACCAGCGUCUGCUGCAAACAGCUGAAGAGCGAGGGCAUAGUGGACAUCCUGCGGACAGCCUGCCAGCUGCGCUUGGACAGGGGAGGAAUGAUCCAGACUUGUGAGCAGUAUCAAUUUGUCCAUCAUGUCAUGAGCUUGUACGGAAAACAGCUUUCUAGAGCAGCAGAAGAAUAAGUGUUCAUGGUAUUCCUAAAGGCUAAAACCAAGAGAACUUUUGACUGAUAUAUUUCAGAUCUGACAAGAGACACACGGUAACCUGGCUGUUGUAGCUCGAAAGGAGGAUACAUUACUUUACUUUGAUAUUGCUUUUAUGCUCUUGUUUGCAUUGACAUUUAAGAGCUGAGGUACGCCUUGUCUUAAACAUAUGUGACAGGACAUAAUCUUCACCAAAAAAGGCUUAUUUAUACUGUAAAUAAGAAUAGCAGCUUCAUUUGUUACAAAA